AUGGCAUGGUGCAAAUUUAUCUUAUAUCUGUCGCUGUUACAUCGAUUUUCGAUUUGUUUGCACGUAAAUGAAGUCGCACUAUCCUUGCAAAAUCUUCCGGCUUCGAAGGACUUUACAGUUGAUGUAAAUAUCCGGAAGAAUUUUACGGAACAGUUCAUCAGUGUUGAAGAUAAAUCGGAGUUUCCAUUGAGAAGCACGAAUGUACUAAACGGUACUGAGAAAACUGUUGACGAACAUUGGGAUCUCGACCGAGUCUUAAAAAUCUGGGAUCCGAUCGCCGUUUCGCGUUUUUGGAAGAACGAGACGUACCGGGAUGCAGGCGUUUCGUUAUCCUGCGAUGAGGACUUGACUCGGUACAUGACGGGCGUGUCGAAAAGGGCGAAUUGGGCUUUAAGAUUAAUGGACGCGGACGGCAAGCGCACAUGGGGUACAUUUUCCGGUAAUACAUAUUGGCUCGGAGAUACGGAUCAGUGUCGCAAAAUGGAAAACGGAUUCACGGAAUGGCAAAGGGAUGAGAGACUCCAGCGAGGCGAAGAAUUGCCGCCCUUUCGUGUCAGUAUGAACUCCGUCAAUUUUGCCCUUGACAUUCUGAAAUCAGGACUAAACGGGAGUCGCAACAUUACGCUUGGAUUAUGCCUGCCAAUAACGUGCAACACAAAGGAUGUCGAAAAACUUUUAUAUUUUGUCCAAAAUCAAUCUGACACUGAUUUUCUAUUACGGAUUACUAUUCAUCACAUACGAAAUCUUUCAACGGGAUACACUUUUUGGGAUGACAGGACAUUUCAUAUUUUGUUGUAUGUUG
Messenger RNA from Dinoponera quadriceps, 802 nucleotides. RefSeq lists its product as uncharacterized. The transcript is spliced from 3 exons. The record is from RefSeq and is a predicted model, not a curated record. NCBI's taxonomy places the organism in Eukaryota, Metazoa, Arthropoda, Insecta, Hymenoptera, Formicidae. The annotation marks the transcript as partial.